AUGCAAUACCUGUAUGUCCGUGUGGUGAAAGCUAGGGAUUUACCUUCAAAAGAUGUUACCGGUAGUUGUGACCCUUAUGCUGAAGUUCGUCUUGGAAACUAUAAGGGUACAACUCGUCAUUUUGAAAAGAAAUCUAACCCUGAAUGGAACCAAGUGUUUGCCUUCUCCAGAGAGAGGAUUCAAGCCACAAUGCUUGAAGUCACUGUAAAAGAUAAAGACUUUGUGAAGGAUGAUUUCAUGGGGUGGGUUCUAUUUGAUCUUACUGAGGUUCCAAAAAGAGUUCCACCAGAUAGUCCUCUAGCUCCUCAAUGGUAUAGAUUAGAAGACAGGAAAUCAAACAAGCUGAAAGGAGAGCUUAUGUUAGCAGUAUGGUGGGGUACUCAAGCUGAUGAAGCUUUCCCUGAAGCAUGGCAUUCAGAUGCUGCUUCUGUUGGUGGAGCUGAUGCUCUUGCUAACAUCCGUUCAAAAGUGUAUCUUUCACCUAAGCUAUGGUAUCUCAGAGUCAAUGUGAUUGAAGCCCAAGACUUAAUACCAAGUGACAGAACUAGAUUCCCUGAAGUUUUUGUGAAAGCUGCACUUGGUCAUCAAGUUUUAAGGACUCGAAUCUCCAUGAGCAAGUCCAUCAAUCCAAUGUGGAAUGAAGACUUGAUGUUUGUAGCUGCAGAACCAUUUGAAGAACACUUGGUUUUAAGUGUGGAAGAUAGACUCGCACCCAAUAAAGAUGAAAUCCUUGGAAUGUGUGCAAUUCCUCUACAGUAUGUGGAUCGAAGGCUAGACCACAAAGCUAUCAACACAAGAUGGUUUAAUCUUGAAAAGCAUGUUAUAAUCGAUGGUGAAAAGAAAAAAGAAGUGAAAUUUGCUAGCAGGCUUCAUAUGAGAAUCUGCUUGGAAGGUGGUUAUCAUGUUCUUGAUGAAUCUACUCACUACAGCAGUGAUCUUAGGCCAACAGCUAAACAAUUAUGGAAGAACAGCAUCGGUGUUCUUGAAGUUGGAGUCUUGAGUGCUCAGGGAUUAUCACCAAUGAAAACAAAAGACGGACGUGCAACAACAGACGCGUAUUGUGUCGCCAAAUACGGGACAAAAUGGGUCAGAACAAGAACAAUAAUUGACAGUUUUACCCCUAAAUGGAACGAACAAUACACAUGGGAAGUUUUCGAUCCGUGUACUGUUAUAACAAUCGGUGUAUUCGACAACUGUCAUCUCCAAGGCGGCGAUAAAGGUGGUGGGGGUGGGGCCCGCGAUUCAAGAAUCGGGAAAGUCAGAAUCCGUCUUUCCACUCUCGAAACAGAUCGCGUCUACACCCAUUCAUACCCUCUUCUUGUUUUACAUCCAUCUGGAGUUAAAAAAAUGGCCUUUGUUACCCAAAAUGCACUACAUCCAUCCGUUGACAGUGAGUCAACUCGAUAG
Messenger RNA from Lactuca saligna, 1407 nucleotides. The record is from the annotation of a GenBank genome assembly. NCBI's taxonomy places the organism in Eukaryota, Viridiplantae, Streptophyta, Magnoliopsida, Asterales, Asteraceae.